UUGUGAUCAGCCAUCACAUCGAGAGGAGGCGGGGAAGAGGCAGCCCGGCUCAGAGCUCCUCUUGCAGCCUCUCGACUCGCAUCAAUCUGCCUCACCCCCAAGCUGGCACCUCCUUGCCCCCCUCGGCCCCUUGCACUGGGGGAGGGAAAGGAGCGAGGGGGCAGGAGGAAGAUGGUGAGGCUGAAGGCGAGCGACGGUUCUUCCCCCAGGAUAGGCUGAGAGAGAUGGAAAACCCCCGUGUCCCUUCCUCCAACUGAUCCGGAUCGGACCCUGCCCACCGGCUGAGUGAUGCCUCGGCACCACGGGUGCGCGUCCCCGUGCUGCCGCUGCCGAUGUACCCUCAGCCCUGCGCUCAGCCUCUCUCGCCUCCCGCUCGUUCUUUCUCCCUCUAUUUAUUGCUCGCAGGGGAUUACAGCUUGCUCCCCAGGCUGCCCUCUGAGUGCGUGGCUCUUCAGCCCCACUUGUGGUGCGGCCAGCUGGCCUUCUGGCCACCGAGCCCGCGCCAACUAGAGCCCCCCCUGAGAUUGCUGGGCGAAAAGGCACGUUCUGCUGGAUUUGCUUUGGGAUUGCCCAGGGUGCGCUGGAAAAGCCCCGUGUCUCAGAGGAGCGUCUGUCCCUGGAGUUAAAUAGAGCACAAGGAAAGCCUGCUGCUGGGAGUGAAAGUCACAGAGGGAGAGGGAAGGAAGCGGCAGCAUCCGUGCGGUGCCCAGGGAGCCAGGUGGAAGUGACUGUGGGCAGAGCCCCUCCAGGAGCAGGUGGGCAGGCUUGGAGGUCACUCUGCACCCCGGGGCCAAGCGCCAGGCUGGCCGGUGGAUGUGAAGGCGCACUGGAGAGGACAAAGAUGCUGCCUAUGAGUGCCAGCCACCGGUGGAGGAGCAGGUCCCUCAUGAGGUGGCAGGAAGCUUGCCUGCUCGGCUGCUGGCUGUCACUGUGUGCUGCAGAGUCCUUCUUUGCCUGCCCUUCCUCCUGCAAGUGUAACAGUGGUAUCCUGGAAGUGGAUUGUAGUGGCUUGGGCCUCUCUUCCAUCCCCUCAGACAUCCCCACAAACACCAGGACCUUCCUCUUUCUCAACAACAAACUCAGCAUUCUGCCGGGACCAGUGUUUUCCAAUCUCUCUGCCCUGCAGAGGCUGGAUCUAUCCAACAACUUCUUGGAUCAGCUCCCACAGAACAUCUUCAGCGACCUGGGGAACCUCACAGAGCUCCAGCUGAGGAACAACAGCAUCCGGGCCUUGGACAAGGACCUUCUCCAGCACACGGCCCUGCUGCGCCAGCUGGAUCUCUCCAUUAACGGCCUGGCCCAAAUACCCUCGGGCAUCUUUGAUGACCUGCCUGCUCUCCGCUCCCUCUCGCUCAGGUCGAACCGCUUGCAGAGCCUGGACAGGGUCACCUUUGAGCCGCUAACCAGCCUGCAGCAGCUCCAGGUUGGGGACAACCCCUGGGAAUGCGACUGCAACCUGCGGGAUUUCAAGCACUGGAUGGAGUGGUUCUCCUAUCGAGGUGGGAAAAUCGACCAGCUGGCGUGCACCCUGCCCAAGGAGCUGAAAGGGAAGGAUAUGCGAAUGGUGCCCAUGGAGAUGUUUAACUACUGCUCACAGCUGGAUGAUGAAAACAGCUCCACUGUGCUGGACAAUACUGGCCCACCCUGCACAAAAGGAAGCCCGACUCCCUCCAAAACUAAAUCGGGCCCAGAACCAGAAGUGGAGCCCAGCGUGGGAUGCCCUCAGAAACAGCGAUACCGGCCUGUGAGCGUACGCCGGGCUAUUGGCACUGUGAUCAUCGCAGGGGUGGUUUGUGGCAUUGUUUGCAUCAUGAUGGUGGUGGCGGCUGCUUAUGGCUGCAUCUACGCCUCCCUCAUGGCCAAGUAUCACCGGGAGCUGAAGAAGAGGCAGCCGCUCAUGGGUGACACAGAGGGUGAACAUGAAGAGCAAAAACAAAUCUCUUCUGUGGCAUGAGACUCUUCUAGGAAGGAAGGGACAGCAAUGAACAAAGGUACCUGAGAGCAGUCAAGCAAGCAUGGGGUCCUCCCAAAUUACAUCUUCCCAGACAGAAAGACAGACUGUGCUAUCGUUCCACUCACCCAAGCAGUGCAACAUGCUUCUGGGGAGUCAGGGCAUCUGACUCUAAUUUCUGUUCUUCUGCCCCGGGCCCAUUUGUGCCCUUUCACCCUUGGGCCCAGACAAAUAAAGUAGAGUCAGACCUCGAGUGCUUGCUGUGCCUCAUGCCCACGCACAGAUCUUCCCUUGCAUGCCUGCUGUGGAGACAGCUGGCACUUUCUGGGAACCUGUGUCAUCCUCUCAGCCUCAGUCCUGAGUUGUCUUGUAUCCCACCAAGAGCUGUCUGGAAACAGAGAGAGCAGCUCUAUGAAAGUCUGUGGGAGGAGCAGGACCAGAAGUGUCCACACCUCACUGGAAGGGUCACUGCUGCGCUGUGACUGUAACUUGCUGCCCACAGUGUGCCCAAGAGCACAUCAGAAGGGAUCAAGGGUCCCUUGGGGGUGACAACAGUCAGAGAGAGGCUUCGUUUCUCACUUUUAAAGGUGAAAAGAUACCUAAAUCACUCUAACACGCUGCCAGAGAGCACAAAGCUCCUCUUCUUGCUCCCAGCCAGCAUCCAAUCUGCCAGUUGCCUCAUCAUCCAUUGUAGGUGCACAGAGAGAGAGCCAUCCCCCUGUACAUGCUUCCUGACUCACUGUGAUCCGAAUGCACACACAUAGUCUGUUCAGCUCCAUACAAGCAGACACUAUGUCUGCGUAUCCAGAGUCCCAUUUGCACAUACUGAUCUGCCCUGUGCAUGCAGCCAUGAAUCCAUCUAGCCACUGCAGCUUAGUCUUAUUGUAACAGUGUGCAGUAUCUUCUGCUUUGGACAAAAUGCACAAAGUCUGCCACUGAGGAGCUAACACAAACUUCUCAGCCACAGUAGGGAGCUGGUGAAAAUGGGGAGGAGAGGACAGAGAGGUAGAGUUAUUAAGGUUACAGCAUGAGUCAGUGGAAACAAAUGCAGAGCAUGAAAAAUAAGGAAGUUCUGUUAUUCAUUUUAUGUAUUCUCUGAUAGAUGGAGAAAGCAAAGAUAUGAAGCCUCCAUUUGGAAAUGUCUGGUAGACAGAGUAGAUGUGGGCCAUCAGGAAGUGGAGAACAUGGCUUACCAGUCCAGGCAGUAUGAUUGCUGCUAUGGGUCGUGUGGGCUGAAGGGGAGAAAAAGAAACAACCUGAGAGCUGACAUUACUAGCAGAGGGAAGAGCACAGUGCACAAAGCAGGGCAAUGUGUCUGGGCAACUGGAGAGAGGGGCACAACUCUGGAGGGUCUUAAGGUAAAGGCUGAAAUCUAGACCAUAGCGUGGUACAGGUGGGAGAGCCUGAAAAGGAGUUGGCAUGGCAUACAGCAUAGCCCACAUAUUCUCACCUCACCAUCACCAUUGUGCUCACUGACAGCUACAGCUGCGUGAGCAUGCCCAUACACAACUGCACUCACUGCUGCUCUCAUGCAGAGUGUCUUCCCCCAACCAGAUUUUAAAGCCCUCAGACUGCAGUGCCUCUUAUUAGUCUCAGCUCUUUUCAAACUGACAGGGAAGGAAAAAAAAAAAAAAAAAAAAGUGAGAGAGGAAAAAAUGAAGGAAACUCAACAUAAGGACUCAUUUUGUAUUGCUGGAAGUGGAUAAAAUGCUGUCUCCAGGGGAGAGUGCACAUUGCCAUGGUAACCUGCUCUAACCCAUCACAGUGGGUAUUCCUGGGCUAGGAAGAUGACACCAGAGGUCGUGCAUCCACAGUGCCUGUGGAUGGUGUGAUCCUUGCCAUGAGGAAACAAGCUGGCAGUGAGCCCAGCUUGGCAGGGUACUUUGCUAGUCACCCUUGUUCAAAAGCCAGCAGGCACUGCAGGUGGCACUGCCAGGGCACCUCACCUCUCCCUCCUGCUCCAGCUGGAUCCCGAAGCCUUCAGACAUCUCACAGCCCUCCUGCUCGCUGCUGCUAGGUCCCCAUGGGAGUGAUGCAUACCAACUCCUACCCCCUCCUGAUCCCAGACAGGUUGUACUGACCCAUGGGCAUGCAAUGACAAGUCUUCAAUAAAAGCCUGGAUUUGCAAAAUUCCUUCUGGUCUACCAGGGCCACCAGAAGCAAAGAGACAGGAUGCUCUGGACUGUGUUAAGCAUGAUACAGGGCUGCAUGGGACAGACGAGGAUGUUCUUCAGGAAGCAGAAGACCAGGCUACCCUGGAAGAAGGACUGGGAGAAAACUGUCCACCCACCAGCGUGGGCACACAUCGCACUCCCACUCUCAGCACACUGCUCGUGAGGAAGAUGAGGAGGAGGAGGGAGGCUGGCAAAAUGUGAGGAGGAAGGACUCUUCUCCCAUGCACACUGUACAGCCACACAAACCAUCCCAUCUGCUGCAACCAUAGCCCUCUCUGAAGGGCAGAACUGGUGCACUGCAGACUUCUUAUGUGUGUUACUGCUGCUCCACAUUCCCAGCAAGCCGGGACUAGACUCUGCCUGCUGAAUCCAAAUCCCCCCCAAUCUCCCUCUCAGGGGAACUUCUCCCUUUACCAUACUGGACACCGCAAUCAUACUUGAAAUGGGACUUGAGUCAGAGCGGUAUAUUUAUAGAUCUAUAUUUUACUUGCAUCAAAUAACAGUGAAACAUUGCACAAAACCAAUGGGAUCUAUAUAUGUGUGUUUGUGUGUGUGUGUGUGUGUGAGAGAGAGAGAGAGAGAGAGAGCAAGAGAGAGAAUGAAAUUGUUUUUAGGGGGAUAGAGUAGAGGCAAAAUGAGUAGGAGGGAGGCAGGGGCUGGGGAAGGAGGAAAUCCUCCUUUCUCUGCACCUUCCCUGUGAGCUCCUCCUGUCCCGACAAAUUUUAAUUUGUUGCUAAUAACAUUUUCUAUAUUUCGUGUUGUGGGCUGAUGAUGACCUUGCCCAUCCUUUCCUCUUUGUUUUCAGUUAUAAGGCAGAAACUCUGGAUUCAUCUCAACCCUAGACAAGGGACCGCUGUGUUUAGAAAUCCACCAAGGAGAAAGACAGGAAAGGGGAGAAAAGAAUGUUGCUGAGAAACAUGAAGGCUGAAUGCUAUGGGGAAUCCCACUGGAAAGCAAAUAUCGUACUUGGAAGGACAAGGACCCGUCCUCUUUCAUGCAGAGCAGAGUAAUGGGAUUCACUGGGAAAUUACCUCCUUGUACCACUGGCAAACAGGCUCUUACUCUUUCCAAGCACACCUGGAAAGCCCUCGCACUGUCAGCAAGCAUCUCUAGGGAACACAGUGUCCGACAGGGUCAGAAAUUAUGCUCUCCUGCAGGAUGCCAGGCACACAAUGAGCCCCAGUGCUCCCUGUAAGCCCAGGAAAUGUGUUCCUCUGGUGUGUGGAGUGGCGGCUCCUGCAGGCAUGGGGGAACACCAGUAAAUGCACUCUUUGCUGCAGGCAGGGGUACCAAUGCCAAGAGCAGGUACCUGCCCUCAGGGAAUGGUCUUCUGGGGCAGGCAUGCUUUCCUUAUGGGCUGGCAGGCCCACCAAAAACAUCACCCCUGCUCCAUGCAGCCCCCUGGCCCCACACACCCACCUGUGGUACAGGCAGGCACAUUUCUUGCAGGGAACAGAUGGCACUUGUAAUUUCUUUUUCUUUUUGUUACUGUUUGAGGGAGAGCAACAAGAUUUUCUAAAACGACUGAAUGGAGGUUUCUUUGGCAUGAGACAGAAAAUUUUUAAAGGUAUAUUAUA
Messenger RNA from Lagopus muta (rock ptarmigan), 5702 nucleotides. It is a transcript of the gene LRTM2, whose product is annotated as leucine rich repeats and transmembrane domains 2. Gene Ontology annotation, biological process: axonogenesis; positive regulation of synapse assembly; regulation of presynapse assembly. Lineage: Eukaryota; Metazoa; Chordata; Aves; Galliformes; Phasianidae. The transcript has 5 exons. Gene Ontology annotation, molecular function: protein binding. The record is from RefSeq and is a predicted model, not a curated record. The coding region runs from base 842 to 1954 and encodes 370 amino acids. Gene Ontology annotation, cellular component: membrane.